CGUACAUCGAGACUAUCACUCGGUAAAAUUGUACCUCGCUUACCCUUUCUUGGACUGUCUCUCUCUUAUAUAGUGGGAUGCAGCAAUUUAUCAAAUUCGUGGACGCUUUUCCAUUCUCAUUCUUAAUCUCCAAUGAUAUCCACGGAUGGGAGUUGUCAUUAUGACACUUACCGCCUUUCGGAGCGCCUAGGGUUUAAGCAAUUGCUCUGCAUCAUGAGCUACGUGUUGAUCUCAUCAACUGUUUCAGAUCCGGAGGAGAACAAGAGACUGUUGGAUAAAUACAUUCAACGGGAUGAGAAUGAAUGGGAACCCAGAAUUGACCAUGCGACACUCGCGAAGAUCUUGUCCACUAUGGGAGACUCGGGCAAUGAUAACGCGGAAAUUGGUAUUCCAGCAAAUGGCUAUUCUGGAAUCUCACUUGAUGACCUACACGCCCAAGCGCAGUACAUCUUAUGGCGUUUGAAGCAAAUAUCCGCAGAGUGCCUUCAUGUCUUGCAAAUCGGGAGCGCCAAAGACCUCCGUCGUCCGAUCGGCGGAUUAUUGAGCUUUGUUAUUGCCUGUGCCAGCGUGUCUGUUCACGUAGAUUGUUUGCCACUUUCAGUGCAUCUAGUCCAGAACGAAAGAUCAGUCUCCAUCAUGCAACACCAACUUCAAAUGAGCCCAUUAUUUGCCGCUGGUCUUGAUAUUGACGAGUUGGACUCUGCACUCAAUUCGCUUGAUCUCCUCUUUACUGAAGAAGAAUUAUGAGAGCUAUAAGCUACCUCUGCUUCCGUUUUGAUGUCUUCUAUUGUCUGGUAUCAGUAUUGGCGCUAUCCGACUACUGUAGGUCUAAGAUUAGCCACGGGCCCGCCGUCUGCACUGAACAUACUCGGCUCUGGAACAGGAAUGUUGAUGGCACCUGUCUUUGUCAGAAUUACUUUACUCUAGCCGACCCUGUCAUUAGUGUGGCAAUCAACUAUGCCUUUGCUGUGUCACUCUGUUCGCUUGUAUAUUAAAUACAUUAAACAUCCCUGAUUCACCUAGAAAACAACCUCCCGAGAGCGUUAUCUUUGUCCAUUGAUCGAGACCGGCCAAACCACUAAGGCACCAAGCCUUCUUGGAAAGCGUUUGUGUGGGAACUUCGCCCCUACGAAGAAAAUCCGGAUAACGUAUACCCAUUUCUGGAAUGUUGUGAUGUGGUUGGUGUCAGCAUGUCAGCAGCAAAAGCGAAAGAGGGACCUUUCGGCUUGCCUAUCUGGCUGCGGAGGAAAUCUGGGUACCUCAAGGAUGGAGCUGUAUUUUGAGAAUUCAGCAUGGGUAGCAACUGGGAGACUGUCACCCACCGCCUUCCUUGGCACACACUAAUGUCGUCUGGACCAAAAAUUGGUAAGCAGGGAGCUGUUGUGCAG
Penicillium brasilianum is the source of this 1388-nucleotide messenger RNA. Lineage: Eukaryota; Fungi; Ascomycota; Eurotiomycetes; Eurotiales; Aspergillaceae. The record is from the annotation of a GenBank genome assembly.